Molecule: messenger RNA, 22110 nt
Organism: Pocillopora meandrina
Lineage: Eukaryota; Metazoa; Cnidaria; Anthozoa; Scleractinia; Pocilloporidae
Source: the annotation of a GenBank genome assembly
AUGUCGGACAAUCCCGAAAAUACAGAUCCAAAAGCGCAGGAAAGAGAGGAUGGCACAAAGUCCCGCACGUUAAAAGAUGCGACACAUAAACUUAAAGCAGAAGCUCUAAGACGUUAUCAGCUUGGAGAUGUAGAGUAUGACAGCGAAGGCGCUAAAACUGAUGGUGGGCGCCAAGGUUCGUCUUCUGAUAAGAAUGUUGGAGACACCGAAAAGGACGGUGAAAAAAUUGAUUCAGAAAACCCAGAUUCUCCGAGCAAGGGAAAAGAUGAUGAUUUGAAUGGCGACAACGCCAACGACGAAGAAAGUCGAGAAGAUGAAAGUUUUGGAGGGGAUUCCUCGAAACCAAACGAAGGCAACGCUUUAGAGGAUUCUGUUCAUAGCAACAACAUGAAAUCUGAUAAAGAAAACGUUCAGAGAUCUGAAAUAUCCGAGAACGGAGGCGGUGAAACUAGUACUGAUGUCAAAGAUAAAGAUAUAAACAAUGGAAAUGAUUCAGUUCGGGAGGGAGAAAUAGCUAAUGAAAUCUCUAAACCUCAAAGUGAAGACACUUCGCGGGUUUCAAAUUCUCAGGACAAACCAGUACAUGUUCGUGGUUCGAGGCCUGGCUCGGCGAGUUCACGACCAGGCUCGGGCAAAGAAAGGCCAACAUCAGAGUCUGAAGGGUUUAAGAAAGGGGAGGAAGGCUAUCAGAAACCUAGCAGCAGACCUGGAUCAAGAGAUGGUAACAGGUCCAGACCAGGAUCAGGUGCUGACAAGAGGGCCAAGGACGAAGAACAAAACCAACAGUUAGCCAGUGGUAGGGAUGGGUCUGGUAUUGGGAGAAGGUCUCGACCACAGUCAGGAGACAAAGGAGGAGUUGCAGGCCAGGGAAGUGGUGAUGUCACCCAAGAUGGGUCUACCGUAGAAAGUCCUGGGGAUGCUAUUACUCAGAAAGAUGGGGCUCUUAUUAGUGAUGAAAUUGUUCAAACUGCAGAUGGUCUUUCUCAAUCCAAAACAAAUGGGGGUGAAAUAAAAGAAGGUGGUAUGGCAGCCAGAGAUGAUGCUUCCCUGGUAAAAAUUAAUGAAGGUGUAUCUCAAACAGAAGGCAAGGAUUUGACUGAACAGGGGCAAGGUCACCAUAGUGAUAAAUCAGUCUCAGAAAAUGUAACAGCUGAUAACAACACAGAAACAGUAAGUGAAGAAAACAGCUCUAAAUCAAAGCAGACAGGUGAUCAUGACAAAAUAAGUGAUGAUGUGUCACCACCCACAAGCGAGGAAGCAAAAUCUAAAGAUGUUGGUGAGGAUUCUAAACAAAAUCAUGACUCUCUUUCUAACAAUAAACAGGAUCCUGCAGUGGCAGAAGGAAAUAAAGAAGAAAAUGAAGGGGAAAAUUCUAAAGAAAGCAAAGGGGAUAAGAAGAAAGCAGAAAGUUCUGAUGGGGGAGGACAAGUUAAUGCUGAGUCAGAUGGAAAGGAAGAUUCAUCAGGAGCCAUGCAAACUGAUGAUAGUUCAAAGGACAGCAAGGAGCUAAUUGUCAGAACUGACAAAGGUGAAUUAUCAACAGAACCUGGUGAAGGUAAGAAAGAACAGGAAGAUGAUGCAGGAAAAUCAGAAUUGGAAGAAGGAGAAAGCAGAAAAGCAAUUAAAAGAGCUGAUCAGGAAGGUGGAGAUGAAGGUCACACAGGGGAAUCUUCAGAUGCAAAAGUUAAAGAGGAGGGUAAAGAAGGUGAUACAACUACUGGAGAAGCUGAUGAAAUGAAAAAGGAUGAGAGUGACAAAAAGAAGAAGAAGAAAAAAGCAAAGAAAGAAGGAGAGGAAAAGCAGGAGAGUUUGGAAGAAGAUGGCGAAGAGAAAGGAGACGGAACUGGAAAAGGAGAUGGAGAGGCACAACCUGGUGAACCAAAACAGACUGUACCAGGUAAAUUAUGAAAAUAAGCUACAAUUUAUAGCAAGUCAGUGAAAUAGAGAACCCAAAAUUUCACAAGUGUUGAGUUAGUAAUUCAAUUUUGAAUUAAAUUGGUCCAUUUACACUUUACAGUAGUAUCUGGUACAAGCAUCUCUACUUGAAAAAUAAAUUUGCCAACCAGUAGUUUCUGAGUUUUACGCCCACUUGUGUGACUCCUUACAUACAAAAGUUUUUUUGUAUGUUGUAAAAUGCUACGUUACUUUAUGCUUUCAAUUUUAAUUUUUUCUCUAAAUUCUAUUAUGAUUCCUGUUCUUUCUUAUGACUUAUACAUCCAGGCCCAUUUGUUUGAAGGCUGAUUAGCACUAACCCAGGGUUAAAUUUUAAUCCUGGUCUCUUUGUUUCUGUAUUCAAGAGCCUUUUAUUAGAUAGGUUACUCUUUUAUCUAUGGAGCAUCCAGUCAUCAAAUUGUAGUUAAAAGAAUGCCUCUGAAUUUUCUUUUAGAGCUUUCAGAUCUGAAAUCAAAUUCCAUACUAACCUUAGGUUAUCUUAACUCAUCUUUGAGCAACCUCACCCUGGUGUUUCAUCAGAGUAAAGUUGUGAUGUGAAGUCUUAAAUGAUUUCACAGUACUAAUGUGUAACUCUGUUGAAAUGUAGGAGAUACAGAAGAAGAGGCUGAAAGAAUUCUACCAGAUGACUUCUAUUAUGAUUUUGAUGAAUUAGUCUCAAAGGCAUUUUCAACAGAGGGAAUCCCAUCAGCAUUGUUAUCAUUUUAGUAUCCUUUUGGUUAGAUGUGAAUGUAAUACUUUCAUUUGGUGAUUAAAGUCUGCAAUUAAAAGUUCUAUAGCUUAGCAUUUCAUUUGAAAUCAAAUUGUCCUGAAGCUAUAAAACUCAAAGUAAUUACAUGUAGCACUUUGCACACAACAUACCUUUCUGUUGUCAAAUGCAAAUUUGUACUCUCAGUUUUAAGAUGCUUUUUCUUUAGAAUGUUUUGAAUUUCAGUAACUGGUUACAGUGAAAUUAUAGUUUCAUGUACAUGGUUGACCCUGUGUUAAAUGGAACAUGGAGGGUGACUACUUAAUACAGGUUGACCAGCAAAUGACUUGUGCAAUAUUUGUGCAUAAUGUUUCACAUCCCAGAGAAGAAAGAUAACAUGCAAUGUGUUGAGGACAUUUGAAUCAAAAGAGCCAACAGUGAUCUCAGGAGAUAAAAAGGGAAUUAAUGAACUUGAGAUAUUAUUUUAAGUUAACUGUUUCAAUUGAGUGCUUCCACUUGAAGUGAUGGCUUAAUACAGGUGGAAGACAACAUAAACAGGGGGUUGAAACUCAGUCAAAGGUAACCACAACCACUCAAUAGAGAUGAAUGCUUAAUGAAGGUGACUGCUUAUUAGAGGUGAAAAUUACAGUAAUUUAGGAGAACAAAUUUGUGACUUUGACAAUCAACUGCUUAAUAGAAGGUGACUGCUUAAUAUGAUGCACUUAAUCCAGGUUCUACUGCAGUAGGAUACAUUUGUUUACAUCCUUAACUCUCCUGUCUCUUCACAAGCCAUUCAUUUGGGUUUGAAUGUACCAAGAGAUCAAACCUCCAUGUCCUGGAUGAAAAUUGUGUUUUGUUCUCUGCUGGAAACUCGGUAGAGAUUCUCAAUCUAAAGACACAGGAGCAGACUCACAUUAGAACAUCGGGAGGAGGUGGAAUUGGGGCUGUUGCAGUAAGUUUUUAUCUUCAAUUUUUUUUAAACCACACUGGAUGUUUGAGUGAAGUGAUUGUUAUAGACACAUUUUGUAACUUCUAAUAUGAUUAUAGUGUUUCAUUACCAUCAUCUAUUUCCCAUUUCUAUCAUCUGUUUUAGUUGAUUUAUGCUUUGAAGCUGGAAUAACUUUAUUGUAAAUUCAUGAAAUUUAUGUUUGUCAAAGUACUAUACUUAAAGUUUGUGGUAAAAAAUUAAUGAUAAUUUCAAGAUUACAAGUCACAUCUAAACAUGGAUUUAUAAGAUUUAUUUCAGUCUCUAUCUUAAAAUCAGUUUAGGAAUUAUUCUCACACAGUGAUAAGUUUGUUUCAUGGUAACAGACACAGACAAGUUACACUAAGUCUUUAAGUUAUUAGAUUUAAAUAACAUAUGCAACACUAUUCUCUAUCUGCAAAAUAGCAUUGUAGCUAAUUAUAAUCAAGUCAGACACUGAAAAGCUGAAGUAGAAAACCCAAUAAAGAAACUAAAAGUUUUCCAGGAAGAGCUGAGAAAAAUCCCAGGGCCCAGUUGUAUAAAGGGUAGAUAACGCUAUCCAAUGGAUAAAUCGCUAUCCACCAGAUAGAGAUUUAUCCAGUGGAUAGAGUUAUCUGACCUUCCAAUAACCUGAGCCAGAUGUGUUUGAAUAAUUUUGAUAAACUAUUUUGAUCAUUCAAUGUUUACAAGUGAUACGUUUUGCUAUGUGGAAGUAACAUAUACUUUUUGACUGGCAGGUCCAUCCCAGCAGAAAAUAUUUUGCAGUAGCAGAAAAAGGAGUGAAGCCUAACAUCAAUAUCUUUGAGUAUCCUUCUCUGAAGCUCCACCGAAUCCUUCGUGAUGGGACUGAAGAAGCUUAUGCCCACUUGGACUUCUCUCCUAAAGGAGACAAACUUGCUUCUGUUGGCAGUGCACCAGACUAUAUGUUGACUGUAUGGGACUGGAGAAAUGAACAGGUUAUUCUUAGAUCCAAGGCUUUCUCACAGGAUAUUUACAAAGUAGCAUUUUCACCUGAAGACGAGGGACACUUGUGUACUAGUGGCUCAGGACAUAUUAGGUGUGUAAAUUUAUCCUUUUUAUUGAACAGUAUGGAGUGGAUUUUGGUCUGAUUUCAAAGCCUAUGUUCCAUUUGAAAUCAUAAGUAUGAUUAUAGACUAAAAUUGAACUCAGUAACAGCUUUAACAGACUGUUUUUGAAUCCUUAUUGCAUGUGCAUCAUAAUCUUUGAAACUGAACAUCAAAACUUUGUACUUCUGCAGAUUUUGGACCAUGGCAAGCACAUUCACUGGACUGAAGCUACAGGGACAAAUUGGAAAGUUUGGUGCCAAAGAAAUCUCUGAUAUAGAAGGUCAGUGGAAGUAUAUAGUUAAACUUGAACUUCAUGUAAGGCGGUUUUCAACUGUGUGUCAAAAAACCAAGAGAGGAAGUUUCAUAAGUGUGGAACAGAGAAAAACUCUGAGUUCCUCUCAAGGAAAUUCAACUUAGAUCUUGAAUUUCAUAUUCUGUAGUCUGACAAUUCUCUGAUCACUGAGUUUCAGAGAACUUGAUGGCAAUUUAGUUCAUAAUUAUUGCUUUCAUUAGCUUAUGUUGCACACUAACUACCUAAUUUUCUUAAAAACAGGUUUUGUUGAGCUUCCUGACGGUAAAGUACUUUCUGGAUCAGAAUGGGGCAACAUGCUACUCUGGGAUGGUGGUCUAAUUAAAGUGGAAAUUUCCAAGAAAGGCAGGAAACCUUGUCAUGUUGGUAUGAUUGAACAGUUCUUUAUGGAUGAAGGUGAACUCAUGACCAUCGGUGCUGAUGGUUUUGUAAAGGUCUGGGAUUUUGAGAGCAUUGACAAUGCUGACACCACAGAGGAGGGGCAGCUGUUUGAAAUGGACCCAAUGUAUGAGCUGAAGGUAGGGGUAAAAAUUUGGCUGCAAGAACAUGUUACAGUAACAAUUUUUUUUUUCAGUCCUUACUGUAUUUUCCACCACUCAUGCUAAGUAGUGUUCAUUACAGCGAAGAUAACUUUCCUAUUAAUUUCUUAAAACUUUAGUUCACGUAUAUGGUUUUCAUAUAUUCACAGUCAUUGAUUCAUCAAUUCAUGGGUUUAAUUGAAACCAAUAUAAUGACCAGCCCCCAGAUGGCUUGUUUAAGCUCAGUUGGUAGAGUGCUGCACCGGUAGGCCUGAACCUUUUUUUCAGGCCUUAGUUUCACUAUUGCUUUUUAUAAGUAGUGUUCGUUACUGCAAAGAUUGCUUUGCAGUUCACACAUACCAUUUUCAUAAUAUUCACAGUCGUCAAUGUUACAGUUACUGCAUAAAAAUAAAAUUGUCAGAUACCUCUGACAAUGGCAUUUUGUCCAAGCUAAGAGACCCAUCAGAUACCUUUCAGAAUUUUAAAUCAAACUCAGUGAGCAAAUUGUGCUCUUCAUCCCAUGUGCAAAUUGAAGAUGUUAGCAAUCAGGCCUUGUAUCUCCUCUAAAAAAAACUUUAUAACAAAAUACAUGUUCAUGUAAGUCACUACUGGUAAGCCUCUAAGGGUAGCCUGUAUCAGUGACACACUGUGUGUCUAGUUUGUUUUGGUGUAAAUGUCAUGAACUGAGUGCAUAUUUAGUAAGUUAUACAUGUAUAGCCAUGAUGGUAAGAGAAGAUGAACUAAUUGGGUUUUCUAUUUAAGUUACCUGUUUCCUGUGUCAGAAUUGGUUCAGUUUGUGCCAUCACUGGGAGUGUUGUGCAAGCCAGGAAAUGUUAUUGAACAAACACUGUUAUUUAUUAUGAUGCGGACAAUUUAUUCCAACAGGUUGGCACUGAUGUCAAACUCAUGUCAAUGGUCAAAGCUGUGAAUACUGAAGCACCAAUCUGGUAUGCUCAGGUAAGUGUCAGCUAACAUCAUGAGAGUAUUUUCCCCAGUCAGUGAGACACUGACUGUGAUUGGGUUGGACAUGCAUUUGAGCUACAGUAGAAAUGCUCAAGAUUAGUGAUUUUUUAAAACACUUCAAUUCCUUUUCUGAAAUCUCAAAUUACUGAGGCUUUAUUGUUUGAGAUUUGAAAUAUAGAUACUGGUAGUUUAAAUCUUUGCUCAGAUUAAAAGGCAGGUGUAAGCUUGUUGUUAAUUGAGUAAGAUAUGAUGUGUACAUGUCUGAUAUGCUAGCCUACAUCAGUCACAAGCUAAAGCUUUUAAUUUUUUAUCCACCUUUUCUUUGUGUCCAUUGGAAAACAUCUUAACCUAACCUUGAAAUUUUUUUCAAAUCUUUGAUAUUUUUCAGGAUGCCACAGGUGGUAUAUGGAAACUUGAUCUGUCAUUUACUCACACUGUAAGUAUUACAAAGUGUUUGUUAAAGUACAGUAAAAGUAAAGUUGUAAACCUUUAUUUAUUUUAAAGCAGGGUAAAUCCUUCAGUCAUAUGACAUAACUAUUAUCAAGGGAUGCCCUGCUUAUAUCAAAUCUUACCAUAAUACAAACUAUAUUCAUAAACUAUUAACAAAAACAAAUAUGUUAUGAAAUGCAUACAUCUAUGUGUACAUAAAAGUUACAAAAUAACGAUCAAAAAUUAUAAAGCCAUGAUAAUAAAACAAAUGUUUUGCUGACCUGUGCAGACAGAAAAAAAAAACACUUGAUUUUUCUGUCAGAUUUGUAUUUAACCCUAUAACUAGCAGAAGUGAUUAUCAUGCAACUUCUCCCUUUGUUAUCCAUAUAUUAUCCAGCAAACAGGUAGUGAGAAUACUCAAACUCAUCAAACAAAAAUUCUCACAACAAACUUACAAGGAAAUGUGUAUUAGCUAGAGGGGAGAAUUGACACUCAGAUCUUGGGAGUUAAAGGAUUAACUGAACAAUUUUUUUUUACAGAGCCAUGCACCAGAGAGGAUGUACUAUUACCAUGCAGGACCAAUCACUGGCCUUGAAACUUCUCCUGUUGCUCAUUUUGUGGCUACAAUUGGAGUGGAUCGUGAGUAACUUUUUUCCUUUCCUUUUCUUUCUGGAGAUGGGGCAGGUAGUGUUCUCCUUUAUUGGGAUUUGUAUAUAACAGGUUAAAGAAAUGUUCAAAAAUUAAUUGGUAGAGCAAUCCUUUUAACUGUUGAAUUUUAAAAAAAAUCUCAAGAAAAUUUAGGGCAUAUUUAUAGGUACUAUUGGCAGUAAAUUUAACUGGUUUUUGUCUGAUAAGGAGAAGACCUAGGCAAAGGGAUUUGUAGAGUUGCUAAUGUUUCAUAAACUUUUGACUUAUCACUACGUUUGAUUCCGUUUUACAGAUACUGUGCGAGUUUAUGACUACCUCUCCAAGGCACCAAUGUGCCAGACUAAAUACAAUUCAGGAGGUUCCAGUCUUUUGUGGGUUCCUAAAGUGGUGAGUUUAACCAUGGUGCUAUUAGUGUUUGCCUACAACAAAACCUUGACUCAGGGUCACUUGCCUGUAAAAGAAAAAUUGAGUUCAGUUGACUUUGUCUGGUUUUGGAAACACAAUGUUAUAAAUAUUGUGGGAUCACAAGUGGGACAUCUGAACCAAAUCAAUUUACCUGACCAGCGAAUGAAGGGGUAAGUUUCUAAAGAAACUGUGGUGCUGCGUCGGAGGGAGAGUAUAAUAGGGUAAUUUAGUAUUAUCAACUGAGUUGAUAACGUAAAUUGGCCACCGUAAAGUUUUAAAGCUGACGUUUCUAGCGUUAGCCCUUCGUCAGAGCGAUCUAAAUUAUAAUUACCCAAUUUACCUGACUGUUUGUUAAGGUUGUUGAAUGUGUCAAAAACGAACAGCGUAAACCUUUUUGCCUUUUAAAAUUCGUUUAGGUUGAUACCAAAGGUACCAAACUACUUGCUGGUUUUGCGGAUGGCGUGGUUCGGUUGUUAGCACUGAAUAAGGUGGAUCCUUCCCAACUGAGAACUAAAAAGUCCAAGCAGAAAUAUGAGCUCAAUUUGGAGCAAGUUUUUAAACCACACACCAAGGCAGUCACUGUAUUAACUAUCGAUGAGCAAGGAGAAAUUCUGGCCACUGGGGUAAGUUUCUAAUGACCAUUUAAGAUAAUGGGAGUUGACGUGCCAAUCAGAACCAAGGGUGGAGUCAGAUUCCAUAAGCAGACCCUUAAGAUAAAUAAUAUGUUGAUAAUGGAGUUAAGGGUUUAAAAUAUCAACUAGCGUAUGGUAGGUAAAUCAGGUGGUUGCUCACAGAGUGCAACUAAGAAGUUGAACUCGGGGAAACCAUGAAUACAUUCGGUGAGAGAAAAGGAGGAAGGACACCCUAGACCACUUAGCUAUUCUGCUUCCAAGUAAGAACAUAAUUUAAAUGGUGUUUCUUAAGACAUCCUGUUAAAAUGUAUUUUUCAUUGUGACGUUGCAGAGUGACGACUGCACAGUUUUCUUCUUCACUGUUGCUGAAACUUACAAACCGAUAGGAUUCAUUGAGACUGCUUCUCCAGUUGUGUCUAUGGAAUGGUCAAACGAACCUAAGGUAAUUGGAGAUAUUGAGCGCUUUUCAAUUGAGUGUCGUAACAGCCAAUCAGAAGAAAGAAAAAUACCUCUAAGAGCCAAUGAGAAGUCAAAGUAAAACCGACCAAAAAUGACUUAAGCGCGGGAAAACGCGGGCGACCAAGUCGUUAUUGGUUUUUAGCUUUGCAUUUGAUUGGUUGAAAGUUUGGCUUGAGUUUUCUGGACCAAUCACAGAGCGAGGUAAAGCAAAAACAAGGCAAACCUGGAUUAUUUUCGACACUCAAUUAAAAUUGCAGUAAUUGUCUUCUUUAUUAUUUCUAUUUCUAUCACUAUCAAGCAAUUCUCAUUCCACAAGUAGCUGUAUUAUCAGGGUAAAGGAUUUUGCUGAGAAUUAUAGUAUUUGAGCAGGGUUAUUUUAGGGUGGUAAAUCAUAAUGUCCAUGAAUGAUAGUUUGCUUUUUGUGAUGAAAGAAGUGCUCUCCACAGUAAGUCGCUUGAGCUGUUUGCUGCCUUUGGAAUCUCUAUAAAAUAGAAAAAAGAAACGUUAGUGUAAUUUUGCCCUUUCGAAAACCGCCGUUGAAUGUUUUUCUCUCCAUUCACGUUAAAUUGGGUCAUGAAAUGAGCAUAUUAGAUUUUGUUACUCCACAGUACUUAUCGUUCAUAAUCGAGAUUCAUCUUGUCUCCAGGCUCCAAAGAGCGUACUCAUCAGCUGUAAGGAUGGUACAGUUCUUCACGUCGAGGCUCCUGAUCCUGGCAAAUAUGACACGAGUAAGACGUUCCACCUCCCCCUGACUAAUCUGAAGACCAAGGAAUACCACUUCAAGAGUGUCAAGGAUAAACUCAGGGUGGGUAUCUGAGGGGUUUUUUUGCCUUUGGUGUUUUUUAUUUCAGAGGUGAAAAUAAUCUGGGGUUUCAUUAGUUUUGCUUUACUUCACGAUGUGAUUGGUUUAGAAAGACCCGCGCCAUCCUCUCAACUAAACAGAGGCUUUUGAACUUGCACUUUCUCGUGCUUGAGGUCACUUACUUUCCCCACCUACUCCACCCCUUCCACUUGUGUUUUCCCCGUUUUCAUCAAUUUGCUUUUUUUUUCCCCGAGUCGUCAUUGGCGUCACAUGAUAAUUUCCUUCACUCUGAUCGACUGUUCUCAUUACAGUGGCUGUGGUUUUUACGGCAGUCGAUCGGAAAGCGCUUGUGCGGCUGAAAGUGCAUGUUUAUGUUUGGUCAGUAAUGGGGAUGUUUCACGUUUUUACAGAAAGCUGAAGAAGAAGCGCAAAAGGCGAAAGAGGAAGAAGAGAAUAGGAAAAAGAAAGAAGCAGAACGAGCGCGGCGGCGUGCACGAGGAUUGGAAGAGGAAGAAGAACAGGAAGAAGAAAAAAAAGAAGACGAACAAGACGGAGAAGAACAGAAGGAAGAAGAGGAGAACGAAGAGGAGCAACGCAAAGAACCAGGAGAAAUUAUUAAAGGAUUUUACCACGGCAAAACGGAGAAAUUCUGGAUUUCAAUGGUAAGUUAAUCUGUGUCAGUCCCUAAAAUUGCACUUCAUUACAUCUAUUUUGAAAUCGCAAAAAUAUAGUCGUAAUCUAGUUUGUAAUCUAUAUUUUGUGAUUCAAAUGUAGAUGUCAUCUUGAUUUCAGGGCGGUUGGGAUGCAGGGUAUAUGUACCAGUGUGAAUUUGAUGAUGGUAAAAAACCGCCUCCUGCAGAAGGGCAGGAGGACACCCGAGAUGAACCCGUGAAAUCCAUACCCGUGGACAACAGCAAUGAUACACCCAUUAGAUCUGUGUGGUUCAGGUAUGACGGAGAUUAUGACAUUUAGGUUUUCCCUUCUCCAUGUCAAUGCAUAGAAGUGCAAAGUUGUGAAGACUUUCGUUAGAGGGCUUCAUUAAGACAGUUUCCUCACUCAUUCCAAGGAUAAAAAUUGUCUUUAGUUUCGUGAGUAAAAUCCUCUUGUCACCCCACUGGUGUGUUUCGGAUCUCAGCACUUGAAUCUGAAAUCUGAAAUAGACACUUGAAUCUGAAGUUUUUGCUAUCUCAAACUUGUUGCUCCGUAGAGUUGUUGCUUUGAGUAAAAGAGUACUCGAAGUCUCCAUCUCCAGCCAAUUUUAUUUUAAUUCAGGCUAGGAGUCGACCCCGAAGUUUUUGAUCCAGAGUCCAAUGGGCCGAUCCUCAGUACACCGCUUCUCUCUGCGUCGAUGUUUUCAAAUACAUGUACUGAGAUUUUUUCUCUUUCGUUUUUCAGUCACUCAGGUAAAUUCCUCCUUUUUGGCAUGGACGAUGGAGUUCUUCGUAUUCAUCCUCUAGACGGAUCGAACGACUUUGAAAACUUCAGCAAUUUUUGGGCGCUUAAUGUGCACGACAACCAUCAUGGAGGAAUCCGACACAUAAAGACCAGCUUUGAUGACAAAUAUGUCUUCACUGCUGGAAUGGAUGGUAACUUCUUUGUGUUUCGCUUCAUGGAUAAAGCUGUGAAAGGCCUGAAAGUGUCUCAUAAGGUGUCCAUACCCUCGGCAAAGGUGAGAUAAGCAGAGGGAAAUAAGUAAUGCUCCAUUCACGCUAUGCAUUUAAAUUGUUCUCUUCAUAGAAGUUGCUUAAUAUGAUGUUUGUCGACUUCAAAUCUAGCACAAUGAAAAUUCAAGAUGAUGAUUACUUGAACCCUAUGUAAAAUUCACCUUUGCACUUUUCAGUUGCUAAUUGUCAUCCUGUACAAGCAAAACCCUGGUCUUACUAAAUAUAUUUUGCUUGUAUGAAUGGGGCAUAAGGCCAGUAUAGAACAAUGUUUGGUCUGUUGUCAAGAAUAAUUCGGGUAACUACAGUUUUAGCUGCACAGCACUUCCGUGAUUGGUCCAGAAAUCAUACGCCUGGCUCUCAACCAAUCACAUGGUCACUCCCAUUUUCGGCGAAAAGAAACGAAAUGAAAACUUUUUUCGUGUGAGGCAAUGUAGAGGUUUCGUUAAAUAACCUCGGCAAAUCCUUUCCUCGCUUGUUUGUAUUAUCUUGUAAUAAAAUAAAGGCGUAAUCAAACAGACAGAGGAGAAGAAGGUACAGAGGAUGGUCAACCCCAUUCUAAUGUCUGGCUAUCAUAUCCUGAUUAUUUUAGAAGCUGAUUGGAGAAGAAGGUGAAGAGAUAGUGAAGAAGAUCGACGAUAUUGAUGACCCAAACCAUUACAGUAUUGAACUCGAGAAGCAGAAGGCGGAACAUGACAGAUUGGUUAAAUUGGCCGAGGAGAAAAAGCAGGUAUUUACAGGCGCAGCGCAUGUAAACCCAUUCAAAAGGUAAACUGCGUAGCAACCGCAUGAGAAAAGAGAGCUAAGUUUCUGGGAGCUCGUGCAAGAGGAAAAACGCGUCGGUGAAAGAGGAGAACUCUCUCCGACCCUUGUAUGUGCCUCAAGUUUUACCACUUGACUUCGGAAUCAGCCACGUGUGCAAAGUGAAAAAAUCCCUGGGAUCGCAAUUAUGUUUCGUAGCUAUACUUUGUUUUCCUUCUUUUUCCAGAACAUCCGUCGAAAGAUUGGAAAUUUAAGAAGAGCCUUUAAGGAGUUAAUGACGAGAAAUCAGAAACUUCCUCCACAUGUGCAGAUUACAACCGAUGUAAGUUUUUUUUCCAUUUUUGUGUUGACCGAAAUAUCAUCAACCGCUGUAAAGUAAACUGUAAAGUCUUCCAAUCCUGCUUGCAUGAGGUUUGUGGUAAGGAGUCAAGUCCACAAUGUUUUUUUUUUAAGCUGUUAUCUGAGGGACUCCGUGCUUUUGUUACUUUCAGGAAUUCGAAAUUGAUCCCGAUCUCGUCACGGAACAGAAAGCUGAGGUGGAUAACAAAGUGAGUAUACAUUAAGUAGUCUAUUUGUAGCCUAACUGUUCAAGACGCUCAAAUCGUUAGGACAAGCGAGAAGGCGUUGUGCGCAAAAGGAAAAAAUUGUUGGACUUUCCCGCUCGCUUAACUUUUCCCUUGCCUACACUUACUGUGAACGUGACGCAAGCUAAUCCAGGUGCUCUUGCUGAGUAAAUGCAUCAGACGAACCUGUUUUUGUUUCUGUUUUUGAUUUUGGCCUUUAGAUUGAACUUGUUCGUAAAGAGAUGGCUUGGGAAGCAGAAAAGAAGUCUAUUGGAUUGAAAAAACUACAAAAAAGGUGAGAAAAGCUUUCACAUUUUGCUGUCAUGUGUUCCUCCACUGAGUUACAGAAUUAGGUUUUAAACUCGGGUAUGGCAUCUCUUUGUAAUUUUAUUUGUCUCUAUUUUCGUGUCGUGACGACUUUUUGAUGCUGUUGAUUGAAAUAAGAUAUUAAACAAUGCUUGUUUUUUUCCCUUGCAGAUUUAAGGACGAGGUUGAAUGUGAUCGGAUCGUACUCCGCGCGUUCCUUACUCCUCAUCUUGUGACAGCCUUCAGAGCAGCUAAACCAGACUACCUUCACCAGCUGCUACAAGAGGCCGGAGGGACCAGGGGUGGGGAGGGAACUGACGGGGGAGUGUCAGGGAGAAAGAGCUUCUCAAGUGCAGCGCAGAAAGCAGCUCAGGUGAGGGAUUAUCAUCGAUACUUAAUUUAUGAGCAUGCUCAAUCGAGACUUUUUGAAAGAAAACUGGGAAUGAGCUGAGUGGCGUGUGAAAGCAAAUCACGAGUUAUAUAGCAACAGCCAAUCAGGAAAAGGAAAAAUCGCAAGGAGCCAAUAAGAACUCAAAGUAAAAGCGGGAAAAAUGAGGUGAUCACGUUGUGAUUGAAACAACAUACCAAGGUAUCCCUGAUACCCUUACUUUUCUUCCUCUCCCCGACAACAUUGCACAAUGCUCCCAGUGAGUUUAUGACAUUGAAUGAGGCGGGAGGGGAGGGUAUCGUGGCAAAUUGUCCUCCAGUUUUAAUUUUAUUGCCAGAUACUUCCUCCAAAGUGGUAACGUGAAUGUUAGGCGUCCACUAUAUUUGUCUUUGAUUUAAAAUCCCUUCUGUAUACUUGCAAUACUUGAUGUUGUAAUAUGGAAUAGUUUUAUGAUCGGAAAAUCAUUUUAUGCAGAUGAAGAGACGUAGCACACAAGAUAAGAUAACAGCAAACCAACAACAACAACAACAGCAACAAGCUCCAGUGUCACAAGGCCAGCUGGGAAGCAAAGUCGCUAAUGCGCUAGCUAAAGCAGAAGCUCGCAGGCAAAAGAGACUUGCCAGACAAGCCGAGGUACUGAGAACUAUUUGCUGUCCGUUUGUAAAGCUCCAAAGAGAGCCAGUGAUAGGGCCAAAACUGAGGAUUGCAGGAUUCGUUCCCUGCUCUCUUAGGAAAAGAAAACAAAAAAUACAUUUAUUAGAUCAUUAUGUUGCGAAGAGUUCAACUAAAGCAGGUUGCAAGAUACUUUGGUUUUAUUAACUGAGUUGAUAAUGUAAAUUGGCCACUGUAAAGAGUUUCUAAGUCGCCGUUUCGAGCGCUAGCCUUUGGUUAGAGCGUUUCGCUCUCCAAAUCAUCUGUUUACACUCCCCCACCGACGCAGCACAACAGUCUCUGAAGAAAAAACCCCCGUUAUUCAUUUAUUCAAGCUCGGGAAAACUCAUAAAGGACGAGAGCUAGCCUACUAGCUCACUAGGUUUCUCAUAGUUACUGAAAUAAAUUUUAGGAUGUAUUGCAUGUGAAAGCUCUGCAGUUAAUUCUUUUUGCAGUCAUUCCUAGAUUUCUUCAACAGUCAUACUUUGAUUUGUCUCUUAGUGGGACGAGUUGUAUCGUAGCAAGCCUGACGAAGGUUAUGAAGAUCCCAAAGAUCUGGCUGCCAUUAAAGAAGCGCGAGAAAACAUGGGCGAUUAUAAGCUGAAGACUGCUAAAGAUUAUGUGGUGCCCGAAAGUCAAAGGGUGAAUGCGGAAAAGAAGAGGAUUCAACUCCUGAACCUUCUUGACCAGGUAAGUUUUACCAAUUACAUUUUUGCGUUGUGCUUUUUUUGAAAGUAAAUUUCAUCGAGUUUGAAAGGAAUGUAAGUUGAAAUGUUCGGAGAAGCGAACGGGUUUUGAUGUUGUUUUUCGUUUUUGUUUUUCAGAUUCAUCAUUAUAAGUUUGAAUUCAACCAUUCAUUCUUAGCUCUCCGAGAUAAGAAAAUCAAGAUAAUCAAAGAGGUAAUUCAAGAUUGGUAACCUACUUCCUUUGCAGUGAAGUCUGUCUACAAGAAUUGUGUCCUUUUGUUUAUACUUGCACUUUCAUUUUGUAGUUGAAGGAAGUGGUCGCACAACUUGAGGAAGUACAGCGCAAGAUCGACCCGUAUUCCCGACGGACCAUCCCGAAAAUACCCGAAAUGAUGCCCGAUGAAUGUCCCGAAAAGUAAGUUUUGUUAGAGAGUCAGUUUAUGGUGGAAAACGUCAAUCAAAAUCAGGAAACCAAUCAGAACUGGAUUUGACAAGUUCAGGACAAAAAAGUUUUUUCUGUUAUCUGAAGAUUUUUUCAGAUCGAUCAAGUAUUGGAAGCUUUCUGUCUCUUUUCACCUUAGUAAAGAAAAACGAAAACUUUUCUGCGCCUCAUUCGCCGGAAGAAAUUUGUGUUUGCUCAUAGGAUUGAGCCGCAAUUCUGACACACUCUUCACAAUAAAAUAGUAUUUGGUGGUAAUCAAAUAUUUCUGGACAAGCAGUGCGUUUCAGUGAAAGCAGCUUCCGUUUAUUAAAGAGAACUGCGGUCAUUUAUAAAUUUCUUACAGUUUAACUUGUGGACGUUGUAAACAGUGUUAGGUAUCUUUUUCACGCAUGGUCGGUUCUGGACAGUGCUUUUCAUGUCGGCCCCAAUCUUUCUGUUGGCAAAUUUCAUCGCAGUACAAAUUCACACGACAACCACUGCACAUCAACAAGGAAGCACUCACUUUUCCACAACUUGCGCACUUCGGUAUUUCUCUCUCUCGUUCAGCUCUAGCAGCCUUCGGUUUUGAAUCUUCUCUUGCGCGUUUUUUCCUCUUUUUUAUCGCUGUGAACUGAUGAAUUGUUUUCUGCCGUGUUUCAUCUUUCACCUUCGCCAUCUCCUCCUUGUGGGUGCGUUCCAUGUCAUCAAGAGCUUUUUGUAACUCUUUGUUCUUGUCAUUUAUCAAGGCUUGAAUGGAUUUCUUUGCGGUGCUGUGCACUUUCUCAACAGCUAGUUGACUUGCUUCUCUUUCCCUGUCGAUCAUCCUCCGGAGAAGUUCUUUUUUCUUUUCAACUUGAACUUUCUCCUCAUUGAUUUUCGCGGCCGCCACCACGGCAGCCGUUUGUAGCACGCUCUGUCUGUAAUCAUCGAUUAAGUUUUCUGUACUUCUCUGACAAGAGUCCAUGGCAUCUUGCAGUUCUUUAAUCCUGUCUAGUAGGUUUCUAGACAUUUUUCUCAACUGAAAAGCGUGUUAGUGGAACGGAAUCUGAGACAAUAAGUUUAUCUUCACCUUCCACACUGAACAGGGUUUUAGCGCGGUGAUUGUUAUUUUUGGUUGCCAUGGAUUUCCUUUUAAACAUUGUUGACGUGUUUACGUGUACUUGCGCGCGCGAACGUGAGAUUUGCAAAUGGGUUAAUGGAGACGUUAGUUAAUUAAUGCUUCAAAAGAGUUGAUUAAAACUUGUUUUCUCGAUGCCCUCCAAAGUGAUAAUAGUAGCAAUAAAGUUAAUGUUCUUGGGAAUAAAUAAGUUGUGACCCAUAUCAGAGUUAUUUUGAUGGGCCCAAACAUUUAUGUAUGCCCGCGAUUAUGAACCAAAUUGUCUUCAUUUAGAUUGUGUUACAAUAGUUUCUCUGUUCAUGGGUGAGUUCUUAAUAGAAAACUGGCAUAAGGUGGAUUAUUGAUUUUAUUUCUGCUUCGUUUGUAGGCGCCUUGAAUACACACGUGAGCAGUUACUUGAAUUCAAGAAACAAAUGGUCGAAAAGGUUCAUCAGGGAGAGCAGGGAGGGGGAUUUGGAGGUUUUGGUGGAUUUGGUGGCGGGGGAACUGAGGUGAGCAGACGUUUGUUUUCAACGGGGAACUCAUAGACUGCGUUUUUGCUAACUUGCUGAAAGAUUUCACGACUGGCCUUAGCUACACAGGGGUUUAUCAUUGUGCGGAACUAACUCAUGGACCUCUUUAUUCUUGUUUCUCUGUGAACGGACAUUAUAUUUUCUCUACAUCAAUGUUUUCCACUUGUCCUUUCAGACCUCAAAAUUGGCUCCAACAAGCAAGCCAGGGACACAGCAAAGGGACCGCUCUACCUCUUCUGUCUCUGUACAUUCCCUUGGAAGGCCCAAGUCUAGUUUGAGUACUUUGACGGACAAAGAAACCCCCGAGCCCGCGUUAGAGGACAUCAGCGAGGACCCGUCCGUGCUGGAGCAGGAGAUGCAAUAUGAGGAGCAAAUCAGGUUGGACAAGUAUUCUUUCAACAAUUUUUUUGUUCGGAGGGGAAAGGGGGCGGGGGGCGUAUUUGAGUGAAGACCUAAUUCAUUCGUCAACAAAAGGAACAGGAAAAUGUCUUACUAAGCAAGUGAAAAUGGCACACUAUUAAAACGUGCGCCAAAAUGAAAUUAGGUAAGGAACGCAAGAAAACGGGCAACCGGCGGCAAGCACGGGAAACUGGUCAAUCAAAGGCAAGCGCGGGAAUGGUCCAGCUAGUCCCACGCGAGGGAAAAUAUGUCAACACUGGCUAACCGGGGAAUUUUAAAAUUGAAAGUAUUGUGCUUUUUUUUCGGUUUUGUCGCAUGCAAGGUAUUGUGACUUCAAGGUUCACUGUGUCCUAACAACUCUAAACCUUAACCCUAAUCCCUGAAUCUUCCACAAUGUUUUUAAAAAAAUGAUAUUAAACAUCCUGUUCUGCAAUCCAGGUUACAAUACGAACAAGAUAUAUUGAUCGACAAGAUCACCAGCACACUGGAGAAAUUUGAUGCCGAUCUGCGAUACCUAAGACACGAUAAAAUGCAUCUAGAAGUUGCUGUGAAGUGCGCUGACUUAAGGUGAGGAUUUGAAGCGGCAGAUGUGAAAAGAGCGGGAUAGGGGGUCUCUUGAUCUCAAUUUUUUUCUUGUCGCCUUUUCCUUCGAAUUCACGAUUUCCUUUUUCUUCCCUGUUGACGUCAGAUCGCGUAGGGGGUGGGGGGGGGGGGAGGGGAAAGAGUGGGAGGGCCGGCAGAGGGAUACUAAGGGUAACUUUUCGAUUAUUCCUCUUGUUGUUCCAGUCACUUUAUUCCACGAAUCCUGGCGUUAAGUGUUUGGUUUUUUUGUCAAGAAGCAGCAUGAAAACUAGUGAAAGCCAUAUUCAUUUACCAAUUCAGUAACUGUUGCACAGAUACAAUAAAUAAUACUUAAAAACGACGAUGAAGUGAGAUUUUGCAGUAAUGUAACAUAACAGAAAUUGUACUUAUGAACUCCAACUUUUGGGAAGACUCUAAGCUUCGUUUGGUUGAUUUUGGUUUUUUUUUUUUGACAGGCAAGUUACUCUGUUUGAAGAAUUCAUGCUGCUAAAAGAGUUCGAGAAAAGAGAGAACAGCUUUGCUAACAAAGUAAACACCAAACUUUCUGAGAAGGAGGAGAUGCAGGAGAAGGUAUUAAGAAAGACUUCACAGCGAUGUGCUGUUUGUUUUUUUCUUCAAACGUUGAUUGUCGUGUGGCAACUCAAAAAAAUAUUUUUAUAUUCCAACUCAUUUUUUGAGCAUUGCUCCAGCGCUCAUUAUUGUUUUGUCGAUUUUAUUAGGCCUGGCGAAACUGAAAAACCUAUGUUCUUGCCGGCGCACGCAACCAACGCUGCUUUGUGUUCAAAACACCUGAGAAAUUUGCAUUUUCAUCUUCGAACUCCUGCGCGUAUCACGUGCAGUCUGCGUAGAAGUGUAUAAACUAAUUGGCCCUACUCAAAGGACAGAUUAGCUGGCGCUAUUUUUGCAUAUCUAUUUGCGGAAAAUAAUUGCGGGUCCAGCCAGUUAAAACUAAUGGAAACAGGUGUUCGUCUAAUCUUUUGGUCUUGGCUUGAACGAUAACGGAUCAAACUUGUUUCUCCUCCAGGUGGAAGACUGUCAGUUGAAAUUAGACUCUAAGAAACAAGACAUCGAAAAACUCCAGGAGCAGGAAAAAGCGCUGUACACCACAUUCACGGCAGCUCUUGGCGAGAACAACAAGUUCGAGUCGUUUUUGACACGCGUUUUUAAGAAAAAAAUCAAACGUGCCAAGAAGAAAACUCAAGCUGAGGAGGGUUCGGACGAAGAAAGCGAGGAUGAGGACAGCGACGAGGAUUUGUCAUCCAGUGAUGAAGAGGAUUCUGACGCAGAGGAACUGGACGACAGCGUGUGUCCACCAGGGUGUGACCAAGCUUUGUUCGAUCAGGUGUGUUACUAAUCCUUAGUAUGUGGGGACUAUUGCAAGAAGGAGUGGCUGACGCUGUGGCCUCGUGGCUUGCGCGUCGGAAUAUGGAUCGAGAGUUCUGGGCCCAAGCCUUGCGUGGGCCAAUGUGGUGUGUUCUUGGGCUAGACAAUUGGAUACUUUCAAAUUGUCAGGGAAACCUGGUGAAUUGCUUGGAAAUAACCUUCAAUGGAACUAACGUCCCGUCUAGUGGGGACUAAUGAUGUUCAAACUGCAUUAUACUGCGGACAAUGGAAUAAGUUUCGACAGCAAUAUACCACUAGGCUCGAGCAACUUAACUUGACUUUAUUCGUAUUUACUGAAAUCAGUUUCGCUGAGUUUCUAUGUGAGUUUUUUAAAUUUAUCGUCAUGCGGUUUAAUCAUCAGGUUCUUGCUCGGGUAGAGAGGGUAACCGUAUCUUCUGCUUUAAAACAAGUCAAUUGCGUAGUUGAUUGAUUGACAUGUUGACUAACUGAUUGACUUGCUGAUUGAUUGGCUGACUUAAUGAUUGACUGGUUGAUUGAUUGAUUGAUUCAUCGCUUGAUUGAUUGAUAUGGGUGCUGAUUUUUAUAUCUCGAUUCAAGGUUUGUCAGCUACGCGAACGCCGCUUAGACCUGGAAGAAGAAUUGGCAGAAGAGAAGAAAACAAGCGAGUCCUUGAAGAAGGAAUCUGACGCACUUGUAAAGAAAGCAAAGAUCAUCGAUGGUGCCUUAAAAACAGCAGAAGCUGAUUUGGAAGCUUUCCAGGUAAGCAGAAUGAAUGAAAUGUAAUUUACUGCCAUUUUAAAAUCAUAAAAAUAAAACAGCGUAUGGGAUCGUUUUGCGGUAGAUUAAAAAAAAUUGUUUGAAUUGGAGUAAAAUCUUAAUUCAUAAUUUGCAAUGUCGAACAAAAGCCGUUGAGAUGAACCGGAGUGGAUAGGGAUUGUUUAAGGAUGAAAAAGAUUUUAAUGCUUGGAUUGCAAAUCAUAAACGUGAGUCUUUCAAGAUGCGUAAUGCGCAACAGAGCUCCUUAAAACUUGCUAAUCAGCUUUUUUUUUCGAAAUAAUUUUAGCGUGAGAAGCAGCAAAAACUUAACGAACUGGACGUGGUUGUGGUGCUCAGAUUUCAUCAGAUCCAGUACAUGAUAAACAGUGUGCUGCCUCAGGAUCUGUCGCAGUGUCUUGUUUUUAACAGCCCUGGACUGGUACGACUACAGCACAGGAUCAAAGAGCUGGAAAAAGAGAAGGCCGAGCAGAAGAGACUUUAUAGGUACGAUAAAAAUAUGAUUUGCAUCUUAAAUUCUCUUUUAUACAGACAAUUAUAAAAUUAAUUUAUAAUUGCAUUAGUUGUUUAGCUCACCCAAAUCUGAGUUGUUUUAUUCAUCUUUUAGGGAGCAUCGCCAGACUCAUGUGCAGCUCAUCCGCGACAAGAAAGUCCAGGAAAACAGGGUAAGGUUACUGUGCAGCAUCUAAUCGGCCAAAUCACAGGAAGCCCACUAUUGAACUGAUGUGCACGAAGCAGUGUUCUUUUUCGGGAGAACUGUCGCACAUAACAACAACAACAACCAAGUAACCAAAAUUAUGGGCCCAAAAAAACUCUAAGAAUAGUAACAGAGUAACGGUUUCUUUAAAAACUGGAUUCUUUGAUCAUCCUUUUUUCGCCAUGCGAUCGGGCGUUGCAAGUGAUUACUAUCUUUUCUUUGGCCGCUCCCCACUCGCUGAUGCUCUUCGGAUUGAAAAUAAAGAAACAAAUAAAUGAAUAAUUGAGUGAGAAAGUAGAUAGGAAAGGUAAAAAACUCACAAAAUUACCAUGACUUAUUAAGUAACACUGCAUCGUAAUGUACUUCGUCCUUAGAUCGGUGAAUUGGAAGAGAAAGUUCGUAACAUGUUGAUGUUGAAAUUUGGCCGAUUGGUGGAUCUGGAAAAGCUUGAGACUGUUACAGUAAACAGAACUGUCGAGGAACUAAAGGAGAAACUGAGACAACAAGAGUCUAAGAGCGCCGCGGAGAUCGCCAAGUGGAACGUGAGUUCUUCUUUAAAACUUUACGUCAAAAGUAUCGGGGGGGGCAAGUUUGCAAUACUUCUCUGCUUAUUUAGAAAUUAUGUUAUUGGAAAAAAACAAAACUGUGAUUUCGCAGUCAAAUUCUCCCCACAUCACAGAUUUCUGGUUCUGCUCUUUCUUUACUUUCACCACCGAAUUGGUUGUCGAGACCUACUCCUGGUUUAAGUUGAUUGUUGUUGUUGUUGUUUACUUAGAGCAAGAUUGACUCGUACAAGGGCAAGGUGACGCAACUUACUCGGGAGAACACGCAGAGAUUGGACACUUUCACUGUUUUAUUGCAAGAAAAGAAAGAGCUUGAACAGAUGCUGAACUCACGACAAAAGUCACUUGGUACGGAGUUUACCGGAAGUCGUAAGGCUGACAUCCGGGAACGGCAGCGUUUGGUCCAGCUGGUGCAAUUACAGGCUCAAGAAAUCGACGCUCUCAAGGAUGAAAUAACUUUGCUGUCACGUAAAGGCGGGCAUAUUCUUCCACCGGCACAACCACCCCUCCCUCCUGGACAAACGCCCAUACCCAAUCAAUAACUUGUUAUCGAUUUUUUCUCGAAAAGCCGAGUUUUGAGUGUAAGAACUUAGUAGUUCUCAGGGUUUUUUUCGUUGUUCGCGUAAUUUUUUUUAUACAUGCACUGUAAAUAAUGGAAUGGAGUAUGAAUAUUGGUUAGGAUUUCAAAGAUUAUGUUCAAGCUCCGAAUAAAAAUACUUCGCUUUGAAAUCGGAUGAGAUCUUGUGUGAAUACGUUCUUCACUGUCAUCACAAGGAGAUUGCUUAGCAGAACAAAACCUGAUAUGUAGUAGCAAACAGAGAACUUUUUCAACUGCUUUAAUCAGAUUCC